Messenger RNA from Lactuca saligna, 1057 nucleotides. The record is from the annotation of a GenBank genome assembly. Lineage: Eukaryota; Viridiplantae; Streptophyta; Magnoliopsida; Asterales; Asteraceae.
CAAUCGUGUGGAAAAUCCAAACGAGAUCCAUUGAUUAAGUGAAUCGAUUUUCUUCAUCUUAUUUUCUUCUAUUUCAGAUUUUCUGAAUUUCUCCACAACAACCAGCGAUCGAGGAUCCACAGUCAGUGAAUCGAGUUAAAUUAAAAUAGAUUCUUGCCCUUCUUCUUUUCGAUUUCCAGUUUCUUUUACUGAAAUAGCACCGGUGAAUGUGAAUCUCGAUUCUUGCACUUCUUACUUUCGAUUUCCAGUUUUUUUUUUCUUGAAAUUAAGACGAAAUCGAGAAUAGAGUCUGUGUAGAAUCUGAGUAUGAGAGUAUUUGACCCUCUGAUUGUUAAUAUCUCUUCUCGCCGUGUUUUCUCACCGAUAACAACCUUACAUCAAUAAAGCUAACGUGGAGAUGAAGGAUAAGAAGAAAGGCCACAACACUAAAGUUUCCACCACCGGAGGCGUCCUAUCACCUUCGAAGCUACUAUUAUCGCAUUUGAUUUGCGGCAUUGGGUUAGCUUCAUCAUUUUGGCUAGCAAUUAAUGUGUACUCCAUCAAUUUGAUCGAUAGUCCAACCGAAACUCUUCGUUUAGUAUGGCUGAUUGAAGUCCCAGUUGUGAUUUUGAUAUACAGUCUCUUUCGGAAAGAUAAGAAUCAGAGUUCGUACUUGAAGGCUGUAGCUAGAGGUUUACUAGGGCUUCCAAUUGGGGCAAUCAUCAAUGCACUUGGAGCUAUUGCUUUAGGGGCACCUAUUGGAACUCAGUACUUCCAAAGAACCCUCAGUUGGUCUCUUCUAAUGUCUGCAUUUACAUUUGUUCCUGCAGCUUGUGUGUAUGGUUCUUCAUGGAUUGAUUGGCAACAAACAUUUGUGCAUACAAAGCUAAUUGGAAUUAUUGAUUAUAUGAUCUGUUUACCUGCACAUGGAGCAGUAAUUGGAGCUUGGUUUGGGGCAUGGCCUAUGCCCCUUGACUGGGAAAGAACAUGGCAGGAAUGGCCAAUUUGUGUGACUUAUGGGGCAAUUUUUGGGGAGAUUAAACUAAAAGGAAAGAAAAGGUCCCAGAAAUCAGAAUAG